AUGGAUGAAUUCAGCGGAAAAGACGAGGCGUUUGUCGAGCAAUGGCUUGUCCGUCAGGGACUAGAAAAACUGGUCAAUGUUUUUAAAGAAUUGUUUUCAUCUUUUUGGCAUUGUUCGCUGACAUGGCUGUCGGGUAGUCUAUAUCGAAACUGCCCUACUUUUAUUCUAGAGAAUGAAAUAGAUGGAGACGCAUUCCGCCUUCUGGACAGGGAUUCCUUGAAGGCUAUGAUCCCAAAACAGGGUUUGUUGCUCAAGUUUGAUCAAAAGUUUAAGCAAAUUGCCAACAACCUGGAGACUGCAUCCCCUAAAGUGGUUUUAACUACUGGCAGCACAACGCCUGUUGUUGUGACUGAUGAUGUUCAAUCCUAUCCAUCCCCAUCCCCUGUAUGUGACGAACCGUCUCAAAAACCGCUUAAAGAAGAGAUUAUCAAAGAGCAAUCAAAAAUUUAUGGCAGAUUCAGGGGAGAUGCGAAGUUGACAGCGUGGCAGGAAGCUGUAAACGCUGCAGCCCUCAAAAUAGCCUUGAAGUCGCCAAAUGAAAUGUGCGACAGAGCAUCCUUAAAAGCAAGCGCUGAGGCAGAUGCAAGGAAAACCUUUGUCUACCGUAAGAAAACCGGUUCCAGAUCAAAAUUUGCUGAGUCCGAGAAGUCUGUACCCAAAACGAAAAAGCAGUCAACUGAUGACAGAUCCAAAGAAAUCAACUUGCUUUCUGUGGAACUUCAGUCACUAACAGCGCAAAGCGCAAAUAAACAAAAGGAGGUUGCGCAUGCAAAUAAUUUAAAGGAAAACAAAAGAUGCACAAGUUUGCACAAAGAGUUGCGUGCUAUGUUAGUUGAAAGGCAACAAGUACAAAAUAAGCACUCCGAUCUUCACAAAAAGGAAGCAAAGCAUUAAACUUACAUGGCAUGAAGAACCACUUCCUCAAGGACCACAGCAACUGCAACAUCGACAGACACUGCAACCAAAGUGGACAUAAGGUCCUUUCUACGAGUCAAGAUGACCAGCGAUCCAAAUCAAGAUGGCUGCGAAGAGAGUGCAGAAGUGGUUUCAAAAAAGAGGAGGUUGGAUUUUAAAGAUAUCAGUGGCGAGGGUAUUGUGGUUGGAGUGGAGGUUGCGGAUGAUAAGAAGAUUGGUGGCGAAAUGGUUGAAGUUAAUGGAGCAAAGGAAGUGCCAUGUGUGGUGCUUGAAGAUGAGGCAGUGUCUGAUAAGAAGACUGAUGACGAGAAAAGUGAGGUGUCCGGAGUAAAGGUGGCGUCGUGUGCGAAUGUUGGUGAUGAAUAUAAUAAGGUAAGGUAAGGUAAGAUAAUAAGAAAUUCUGAAAUUCUGAAGCAUACA
Orbicella faveolata is the source of this 1335-nucleotide messenger RNA. RefSeq lists its product as uncharacterized. Lineage: Eukaryota; Metazoa; Cnidaria; Anthozoa; Scleractinia; Merulinidae. The record is from RefSeq and is a predicted model, not a curated record.